AUGGCGCCUAGAUGUAAGGAGUCAGAAUCGUUAUGCCAUCUUAAUACAAUACAAGAUAUUCGCGAUAGUCUAGAACGGUUUUGGAAAAUUGAGGAAUGUUUGUCAACACCAAAUUUGACAAGAGAGGAAUCCGAGUGCGAAGACCUAUUCGUAAAGACCAUGAAGCGUGACGAGCAAGGGCGGUUUACGGUACGGUUGCCUUUUCGAGCAAACGCGGACAAACUCGGAGAUUCGUUAGAUAUGGUAAUUAAGCGACUUUACUCAUUGGAAAAACGAUUAGCCAAGGAUUCUAGUCUCAAGGAGCAAUACGUUAGCUUCAUGAAUGUGAACUUAGAACUUGGUCAUAUGACCGAGGUAAAGUCAAGCGACAGGGACCUCGAGUCAGUGUACUAUCUACCGCAUCACAGCGUAGUAAAGGAAUCGAGCAUAACUACCAAGACACGCGUGGUUUUUGAUGCAUCAGCGAAAACGUCAACGAACUUGUCGCUGAAUGACGUCUUAAUGGUCGGUCCAGUCAUUCAAGACAGUUUAUUCGCGAUACUGAUCAGAUUUAGAAUGCAUAAGUACGUUUUUACCGCGGAUGUAACGAAAAUGUACAGGCAAGUUAAUGUUCAUGAAGCCCAUCGAGAUUUUCAACGCAUCAUUUGGCGUCCAGAUGAAAGAGAACGUAUACGUCACUAUCGGUUAAAUACAUUGACAUACGGGACAGCUCCGGCUUCAUUUGAGGCUAUACGGUCACUUCGGCAAACAGCUGUGGAUAAACAGAGUGUAUUCCCUGAUGCAUCAAACAUAAUUUUAUCGGAUUUUUAUGUCGACGAUCUUAUUUCGGGAUCUAAUACGGUGAAAGAUGCGCUGAGACUUGCGCAUGAAAUAGAUACGAUAUUGCGCGGCGGAUGUUUUCAUUUGCGCAAAUGGAAUAGCAAUAGCGAGGCCUUUAUCAAUGCAAUACAAACUGAACCGGGUAGUAAUCAAAUACAUUUAACGCAGGAUACUAAUUCUAAAACGCUUGGUUUGUCUUGGGACGCUAAGAAAGAUAUGCUGAAUUAUCAAGCAAAUGCGAUUAGUAACAAAUCGAAUAGGGUUACGAAAAGAGCGAUAUUGUCAGUCGUGUCGCAAUUAUUUGAUCCGCUAGGAUUAGUUAGUCCCACAAUCGUUUUGGGAAAAAUUAUCAUGCAGAAAAUAUGGAAAUUAGGAAUCGGUUGGGACGAAGCAUUGCCCCUCGACUUAUUCACGCUAUGGAGUCAAUUCUGUGAAGAUAUGAAAUUCAUAAACGAAGUUUCUAUACCUAGAUACACGAUGGGUCAUCAAUGCAGGGUAUUAGAAUUGCAUGGUUUUAGUGACGCGUCCGAAAUUGCAUACGGAGCGUGCCUAUACGUACGAGCGGUGGAUAAGACCGGUAAGAUUAUCACUAAAUUAUUAUGUGCUAAAUCGCGCGUGGCACCAGUAAAAACAAUAAGUUUGCCGCGUCUUGAGCUGUGUGGUGCGGUAUUAUUGGCACGUUUACAUCAGCAAGUAAUCGAAGCAUUGAGUCGCCUUCCAAAUUGGAAGUCUGAUAGUUUUUAUUGGUGUGACUCUACUAUCGUUUUAUCGUGGAUAGCUACCGAAUCAAGACUAUUAAAAACCUUCGUAGCAAAUAGAAGCGCGGAAAUACAGAGACUUACAGACAGUAAGCGUUGGGCGCAUGUCGCGGGGAGUGAAAAUCCAGCAGAUAUUGUAUCUAGAGGCAUGAGCUUAUCUAAACUAGCGACUUCGCAAUUAUGGUGGAACGGGCCACCAUGGUUAGGGCUAGGGUCGAAUCAUUGGCCAAUCACAGAUAAUACGUGUAUUCCUGUGCCUUCUGAAUUGAAGGCAAGCAAAAUAGCAUGCAUUACGAUUAAAUCUGAUUAG
This is a messenger RNA of Monomorium pharaonis (pharaoh ant), 1887 nucleotides long. RefSeq lists its product as uncharacterized. The record is from RefSeq and is a predicted model, not a curated record. Lineage: Eukaryota; Metazoa; Arthropoda; Insecta; Hymenoptera; Formicidae. The coding region runs from base 1 to 1887 and encodes 628 amino acids. The transcript has a single exon.